This is a messenger RNA of Cucurbita pepo subsp. pepo (vegetable marrow), 3637 nucleotides long. Its product is annotated as LRR receptor-like serine/threonine-protein kinase RPK2. Lineage: Eukaryota; Viridiplantae; Streptophyta; Magnoliopsida; Cucurbitales; Cucurbitaceae. Gene Ontology annotation, molecular function: protein binding; ATP binding; protein kinase activity. Gene Ontology annotation, biological process: protein phosphorylation. The record is from RefSeq and is a predicted model, not a curated record.
ACAGCGCAACGUAGAGUACAGUUUCAGAUCCUUACCUUACGCCGCUUGCUUUUGUCUUCUUCUUCUUCUUCCUUCUUUCUUCCGCUCUGUUUCACUGAAAUCGCUUCCUUCCUUUUUCUCUUUCAACAGUUUCUUCCAUUUUCUCCCUUUUUGAUCUUCAUUUCUUCCUUUCAUUUUCCCUCAACAAUCUUCAAUCAACGCUGCCAAUCCAAUUCAGACACCCACAUCUGUUACCAUUUCAGAAAAUUUUCUUGUUGCUCCGGAUUUUCUGCCGCCGGUUAGCUAAUCGGAAUAUUCUUCUCCACGGAGGUGGUUCUUCUUCUCUUUCGAUGUCUUCUUCUUCGCUUUCAUGGUUCUUGUUCUUUUCCCUUUCGUUUACUUUUUCUGGUACAAGCGGCUCGGUUUCCUAUGAUGCAAUGUCGCUCCUCAGGUUUAAGGGCUCUAUUUCGCUAGACGGCUCUGGCGUUCUUCGUGGUUGGAAUUUGUCGGUUUCUCACUGCGAUUGGUUUGGAGUUACUUGCGAUGGUGUUACUGGUAGAGUUGUUGCGCUGAAUAUCAGUGGAAGUGGUGGUGUUAUGGCGGCGGAUUCUGUUCUGGCUGGGACGUUGAAUCCGGCGAUUGGAAAUCUUACUGAGCUUCGUGUUCUUUCGCUUGUGAAUAAUCUGAUGUACGGGGAGAUUCCGAGGAGUGUUGGUAAGCUUCAGUCGUUGGAGGUUCUAGAGCUUCAGGGGAACAAUUUCUCUGGAGAGAUUCCGAAACAGAUUAGGUCACUUCGAUCUCUUCGCCUGCUUAAUUUGUCUGAUAACUCGUUUUCUGGCUCGAUUCCGAGUAAAUUGAUAGGUUCGACGAAAUUAGAAGCAAUUGAUUUAUCGUACAAUCAGUUAUCUGGUAGUAUUCAAGUUGUUGGUAAUAGGUGUGGUGUUUUGAAUCAUUUGAGGCUUUCGCAUAACUUUCUGACCGAUAACAUUCCGGCGGAGAUUGGACAAUGUCGGAAACUCAGGACUCUGUUGCUCGAUGGCAAUAUAUUAGAGGGACAAAUUCCGGCUGAGAUCGGCCAAAUAUCAGAACUCAGAAUUCUUGAUAUAUCUAGGAAUAGCCUCACCGAUUCGAUUCCAAAAGAGCUCGGUAACUGCCGGAAGUUGUCACAGAUCGUGUUGACGAAUUUGAACGCCAUCAAUUCCGACUACGAUAGUUUAAGCGGCGAAUUCAACGCUUUCAAUGGAGGAAUUCCUUCCGAGUUGUUAUUGCUUCCCAGUCUACAAGUUUUUUGGGCGCCGAGAGGUAAUUUUAAUGGAAAAUUGCCGAAUAAUUGGAGUUCUUCAUGUUCGCUUAGGGUUCUAAAUUUAGGGCAAAAUUACAUCACUGGAACCAUACCCGAAUCGAUUGGGAACUGUGCGAAUCUUACCUACCUGGAUUUAUCCUCAAACAAGCUACAGGGUAACCUCCCUGUGCGGCUUCGAGUUUCCUGUAUGGCGUAUUUUAAUGUAAGCCAGAACAAAAUUUCUGGUGUUCUUCCCAGAUUUGAGAAAGAUAGCUUCUGUAUGAACAUGAUUCCGCAUGAACCAGCUUCCAGAUUCUUAGAUGAUGAAGAUAAUUGGAACUCUUACAUCAAUUCCCCUGUCUGGGAUUUCCCAAGAUUAAAUGAUAAUCUCAUAAUCGCCCAUGAUUUUAGCUGGAAUAGGUUCAGUGGAUCAUUAACUUCGUUCAAAGUCGGAGAAGUGCUUUUGGCUAAUGGUCACAAGUUCUCAUACAAACUGUUGCUUAAUAGCAACCAGUUCAAUGGAUCACUUCCCAUCGAUCUUGUCUCGAACUGUAACGAUAUGACGAGCGUUUCGGUUAACUUGAGUUCAAACUUAGUAUCAGGUGAGAUUUCUGAUGCAUUUUUCCUCCAUUGUCGACAGAUGAUCGAGUUUGAAGCUGCAAGCAAUGAAUUAGAUAACUCAAUUGGACCUGGAAUUGGUGACUUGCAGAGGCUUGUUCAUCUCAACUUGAGAGAGAAUAGAUUAUCUGGAGUUUUACCUGAUCAGUUGGGGAACUUGCAGAGUUUGAAAUGGAUGCUUUUGGGUGGAAAUAAUUUGUCUGGAGAGAUUCCAUCUCGACUUGGUCGAUCGACUUCUCUAGUGAGUUUAGAUCUUUCUCGAAACGAAUUUACAGGAGUUAUCCCUGAAAGCUUAUCAUAUGCUUCUAGACUUGAGAUUCUGUUGCUUGAUCAUAACUGGUUAUCUGGGGAAAUACCAGCAUCUUUCUCUGCUCUUUCUCAUCUCACUAAAUUGGAUGUCUCUUUUAACAACCUUUCUGGCCACAUUCCUCAUCUUCAGCACAUGAUUGACUGCAUUUACUUUGAUGGGAAUAAGUUUCUGCAUCCAUGCCCCGAGUCGUACUCCGACUCCCCAGCUGGACUUCCAGUUCCUCUCAACGUUGAGAAGUGGAAGAGACAAAGAAAGUUCAUGUCCAUGGUAAUCGCUGUGGCUGCUUCCUCAACUCUAAUUUGCUUACUCUUAAUGAUAGCUGUUAUUAUCAUUGUUAAGAAAAGGCUUGAUAGACAAAAUAGGUUAAAGAAAAGACAAGUGGUGACUUUCUCUGAUGCUCCGUCCGAUCUGAAUUAUGAUAAUGUUGUCCGAGCGACCGAGAAUUUCAGCCUUCGCUACCUAAUCGGUACUGGUGGCUUUGGGUCGACAUACAAGGCUGAACUGCCCUCAGGUUUCCUGGUUGCUGUUAAGAGACUGUCCAUUGGUAGGUUUCAAGGAGGCAUCCAACAAUUCGACGCGGAGAUUCGAACACUGGGAAGAAUACGACACAAAAACCUUGUAACUCUUCUCGGGUACUACGUCGGAGAGGCUGAAAUGUUCUUAGUUUACAACUAUCUUUCUGGUGGGAACCUUGAGACCUUCAUUCAUGAAAAAUCGUGCAAACACGUAAAGCACUCGGUAAUCCAUAAGAUCGCUUUGGACAUAGCGAGGGCUCUUGCAUACCUUCAUUACUCCUGUGAUCCUAGGAUUGUUCAUAGAGACAUCAAGCCUAGUAACAUCCUGCUUGAUGAAGACCACAACACCUUCAUAUCAGAUUUUGGGUUAGCCAGGCUUCUUGAGGUAUCAGAGACUCAUGCCACAACAGAUGUGGCAGGAACAUUUGGAUAUGUUGCACCAGAAUACGCAACCACUUGCAGGGUCUCGGAUAAGGCCGAUGUUUAUAGCUUUGGAGUUGUGCUCCUAGAGUUGCUUUCUGGAAAAAGGUCGCUCGAUCGAUCCUUUUCCGACUUUGGAAACGGAUUUAACAUUGUUACAUGGGCAAAAAUGCUGAUCAAGGAAGGUCGUUCUUCUGAGCUUUUCACUCCUGAACUUUGGGAAAUGGGACCUGAGGAACACUUACUUGGAAUGUUAACACUCGCGUCUAAUUGCACAGUUGAAAUUCUCGCUCUUCGACCGUCGAUGAAGCAGGUCGUCGAGACACUGAAACAGUUGUAAAUUUCUUAGGAUCACUGACUCACUCUUCAACUGGUUGCUGACUCAAAAUGACAGAGCAUGCCAUCCCUACAUUACAACCAAUCGUACAUAUUGAGAUGAAUUCUUUCACCCAGGUUCAUUUUCUAAGCCCUCUAGCUUAAAUGAAAAGUUCUGUCUCCCAUGUUUGAUAGUUA